Molecule: messenger RNA, 1283 nt
Organism: Raphanus sativus (radish)
Lineage: Eukaryota; Viridiplantae; Streptophyta; Magnoliopsida; Brassicales; Brassicaceae
Product: leucine-rich repeat receptor-like serine/threonine-protein kinase SKM1
Exons: 1
Molecular function (GO): protein binding
Source: RefSeq, a predicted model, not a curated record
UCGAGCUUCUCUUAUCAUUCCAGUCCUCAAUUCAAGACCCUUCAAGGCAUCUCUCUUCUUGGUCCUACUCAUCAUCCAAUGAUGUUUGCCUUUGGUACGGCGUCGUUUGCAGCAACUUCUCGCGUGUUGUUUCUCUCGAUCUCUCCGGCAAGAACAUCUCUAGCCAAAUCCUCACUUCCACUAUAUUCCGGCUACCUUUUCUACAAACCAUUAACCUCUCCAAUAACAAAUUUUCCGGUCCAGUCCCUCAUGACAUCUUCACCACUUCGCCUCCUUCUCUUCGUUACCUAAACCUAAGCAACAACAACUUAUCUGGUUCCAUCCCUCGAGGCUUUCUUCCAAAUCUCUACACGUUAGAUCUUUCAAACAACAUGUUUUCAGGAGACAUCUACGAGGACAUCAGACUUUUCUCUAACCUUAAGGUCCUAGAUCUCGGCGGAAACGUCUUAUCCGGCCAUGUACCGGCCUGCUUCGGAAACCUCUCAAGAUUGGAGUUCCUAACACUGGCUUCAAACCAGUUAACCGGAGGUAUACCAACGGAACUAGGGCUGAUGAAAAACUUGAAGUGGAUAUACUUGGGAUACAACAAUCUUUCUGGGGAAAUUCCUUACCAACUCGGUGACUUAUCAUCUCUAAAGCAUCUUGAUCUUGUCUACAACAAUAUCUCAGGACCGAUACCUCCUUCACUAGGAGACUUAAAGGAGCUUGAAUACAUGUUUCUCUACCAAAACAAGCUCUCAAGUCAGAUUCCACCGUCCAUCUUCUCCCUCAAAAACCUCAUAUCUCUCGACUUUAGCGAUAACUCGCUCUCUGGAGAGAUCCCUGAGCUCUUGUCUCAGCUGCAAAGCUUCGAGAUUCUCCAUCUUUUCUCUAAUAACUUAUCAGGAAAGAUUCCGGAAGGACUAACGUCUUUGCCACGUCUACAAGUUCUUAAGCUGUGGUCCAACAAGUUUUCUGGCGAAAUUCCGGCAAGUCUUGGGAAGCAUAACAACCUUGUAGCAUCCCUAUCCCCCGGGGAUCGACCGGGGUUAUCGAAAGGGAGCUAUAGACACGCUUAUACCCUUAUAGGCAAUCCGCCGUGUCAGUUACUGGUCGCAAGAGUCGACGAUCGCUUUGCUUUCUUUGAAAUUCCGAUCCACCCGUAUCCAUACACUUCUACUUACAGUCCUGCGCACAGGGAAAUGGAAAGGGAGGGUCUGAGUAUUGGAUUACUCAGUGAAGUGACUCUAGACCAGCCUGCCCGCAAGACACUCUACAUUACUCUAUGCGGGAGUCAGGACUGA